UAAUGACGAAUGUACCCAGAAAGCUUACGAUGCGUAAUAUGUGACGACAAGGAGAAUGAAACUGCAGUGCAUUGUAGAGAUCAUUAAAUAGCCAGUUUUCAAGCUCUAUUUAAAAUAAGGCAACUAUGCUUGUUGUUCCCUUCAGAAUACUCUUUCCUCUUUUGGUAUACCAUAUCCAUUUUGUGAAUGUCGGCAAAAUUGGGGAAGUGAGAGAAAAGGAGUACUUACUGAAAGAUAUGCGAUUCGUCAAAAAUAAAAUAGAAGAAUCUGAUCCUAGUCUUCAUACUGAGGUUAUUCAAAAAGAGGAAGAUUUUGUAUUUAGUGGAGAUGAUAGCGACUACAUUGAAUCCAGUGGAUAUGAUACUGACUAUAGCGAAUUCAGUGGAGAUGAUAUUGAUACCAUUGAACUCUUUGGAAAUAAAGAUUAUGACGGAAUUAUUGGAGAUAUUGAUUAUCGUUUCAAUGAUAACGACAGUGGUUAUAAUGUGACUACAGAAAAUGAUCCUUUUACCAUUGAUAUAACAAUGGAGAAACCAACUAGUUGCAAUUCGAAAUAUAAUGAUUCCGCUUCGGUUAAUGCGGACCUUAUUGAAAUGCUAAGAAAGCAACAGAAGAAAUGUGUUUUGUAUCAAAAUAAUGACACUUCUAAUUUUAUUAUAUAUUGUUGAGAGUGAGUUUUGAAUAGUGGUCUGUGUGAUGUCUGAAAUAGUUGCAUUGAAAAUGCACUGUGAAAUGUAAAAUAAUGUGAUGCAUAUUGGUUUCGAAAUGCAGAUAGUUAAUUUGUUUAGUUAUAAGUUCAUGUACUUAAAAUUACUUUUUCAACAAGAUAGUAUAAAGUUUUUCACGUUCAUUCUA
This is a messenger RNA of Anoplophora glabripennis (Asian longhorned beetle), 855 nucleotides long. RefSeq lists its product as uncharacterized. The record is from RefSeq and is a predicted model, not a curated record. Lineage: Eukaryota; Metazoa; Arthropoda; Insecta; Coleoptera; Cerambycidae. The coding region runs from base 126 to 668 and encodes 180 amino acids. The transcript is spliced from 2 exons.